AUGCCAACGCUGCAUGUGGGUCUCGUUGGCUAUGGCCUUGUGGGGCAAGAGCUGGUCGGACAGAUGUGUGCAGCAGCACCCAAGCUGGAGAAAGAGAUCGGGGUGCGCAUCGAGAUCGCCGCGGUGUCCCGUUCCCGCACCAUGGCGCUUCUGCCGGCUGGCACCGCAAGCUUUACAGAGUGGCCGGAAAGUCAGGAGGAGGCGGCAGACCUGAAGAAGCUAGGCCAGCAUGUGGUGGACUUGGCCGCAGCAAGUGGUGGUCGUGCAUUGAUUGUGGACAACACAGCCUCCGAUGCCCCUGCGGAGCUCUACGAGGCGUGGCUGUUGGCCGGUGCGGAUGUCGCAACGCCCAACAAGCGAGCAGGCAGUGGGCCGAUGCCACGCUACGAGAAGAUUAUGGAGGCGUCCCGCAAGAGCGGCGCGCGCUUCUUGUACGAAGCAACGGUCGGUGCCGGGCUCCCCGUUGUGGGCCCGCUGCAGGCGUUGCUCAGAGCGGGCGACGAAGUGGACACCGUGGAGGGCAUCUUCAGUGGCACCCUGUCCUACAUCUUCAACACGUGGAAGCCCGGUGUGAAGUUCUCUGAAGUGGUGAAGGAGGCGAAGGACAAGGGCUUCACCGAGCCCGAUCCGCGAGAUGACCUGGGAGGAACCGACGUUCAGCGCAAGGUGACCAUCCUUGCACGCGAGAUCGGCUUGAAGAUCGAGCUCGAUGAUGUCCCGGUGAAGUCUCUGGUCCCGGAGAAGCUUCAGAAUUGGGAAGCGCCCGAUGGCAAGAAGCUUGGAGAUGCUUUUGUGGAGGAACUGACAGCCUAUGAUGAUGAGAUGGAUGCCCUUCUGGAAGAGGCCGAGAAGGCAAACGAGGUACUCCGAUUCGUUGGGUCCGUGGACGUGAAGUCGGGCAAGGCCUCGGUGAAGCUCGGCAGAUAUCCCAAGGACCACCCAUUCGCCUCCACCCAGUUUGCUGACAACAUCUGCGCAGUUUCCUCGAAGCCCUGGCCCGAGAGCUUUCCAGAGCUUCUGCCCUUUCUUUCGCCCUCUUUUGGCAUGGACUCGCGACACAGCGUCCGCACUGCACUGUCACUGUUCUCGUGUCGUCGGUUUGGUCCCUAUCGUUCGUUUGUGUCGCUAGGCCCCUCAUCUCUGCUGUGUACCCAAGCGCAAUCCACCACGUCAAAUCACAGCAAAGCCCAAGCGAUGCUGGGCAGUUGA
Molecule: messenger RNA, 1209 nt
Organism: Symbiodinium sp. CCMP2456
Lineage: Eukaryota; Dinophyceae; Suessiales; Symbiodiniaceae
Source: the annotation of a GenBank genome assembly